This is a messenger RNA of Fusarium musae, 2079 nucleotides long. RefSeq lists its product as uncharacterized. Gene Ontology annotation, molecular function: flavin adenine dinucleotide binding; FMN binding; NADPH-hemoprotein reductase activity. Lineage: Eukaryota; Fungi; Ascomycota; Sordariomycetes; Hypocreales; Nectriaceae. The record is from RefSeq and is a predicted model, not a curated record. The transcript has 3 exons. Bases 1 to 2079 code for a protein of 692 amino acids. Gene Ontology annotation, cellular component: cytosol.
AUGGCUGAACUCGACACUCUGGACAUCGUCGUCCUCGGCGUUAUCUUCCUCGGAACGGUUGCAUACUUUACAAAGGGCAAGUUAUGGGGUGUUACCAAGGACCCCUAUGCGAAUGGCUUCGCUGCCGGCGGUGCUGCUAAGCCGGGUCGCACGAGGAACAUCGUUGAGGCAAUGGAAGAAUCCGGCAAGAACUGUGUUGUCUUCUAUGGUUCUCAGACCGGUACUGCUGAAGAUUAUGCUUCUCGCCUCGCCAAGGAGGGUAAGAGUCGAUUUGGAUUAAACACUAUGAUUGCCGAUCUUGAGGACUACGAUUUCGACAACCUGGAUACCGUCCCAAGUGACAACAUCGUCAUGUUCGUUCUCGCAACUUAUGGUGAAGGCGAGCCUACCGAUAACGCGGUCGACUUCUAUGAGUUCAUUACCGGCGAGGAUGCCAGCUUCAAUGAAGGCAAUGAUCCGCCGCUGGGCAACCUCAACUACGUUGCUUUUGGUCUUGGAAACAACACUUACGAGCACUACAACUCUAUGGUCCGCAAUGUCAACAAGGCUCUCGAGAAACUUGGCGCUCACCGCAUUGGUGAAGCUGGUGAGGGUGAUGAUGGUGCUGGUACCAUGGAAGAGGAUUUCUUGGCUUGGAAGGAUCCCAUGUGGGAAGCCCUUGCUAAUAAAAUGGGACUGGAAGAGCGUGAAGCCGUCUACGAGCCCAUCUUUGCCAUUAACGAACGCGACGACCUGACUCCUGAAGCCAAUGAAGUGUAUCUCGGUGAGCCCAACAAGCUUCACCUUGAAGGCACCGCCAAGGGACCAUUCAACUCUCACAACCCCUACAUUGCCCCUAUCGCUGAAUCUUACGAGUUGUUCUCCGCCAAGGACAGAAACUGCCUCCACAUGGAAGUUGACAUCAGCGGUUCUAACCUCAAGUACGAGACUGGAGACCAUAUUGCUAUCUGGCCUACCAACCCUGGUGAGGAGGUCAACAAAUUCCUGGAUAUUCUCGACCUCUCCGGCAAGCAGCACAGCGUUGUCACUGUCAAGGCUCUCGAGCCAACCGCCAAGGUUCCUUUUCCCAACCCUACAACCUACGAUGCCAUUCUGCGAUACCACCUCGAGAUCUGCGCUCCUGUUUCGCGUCAAUUCGUCUCUACUCUCGCCGCAUUCGCUCCCAACGAUGAUAUCAAGGCUGAGAUGAACCGCCUUGGUAGCGACAAGGAUUAUUUCCACGAGAAGACUGGUCCGCAUUACUACAACAUUGCCCGUUUCCUCGCCAGCGUCAGCAAGGGCGAGAAGUGGACCAAAAUCCCCUUCUCUGCCUUCAUCGAGGGUCUCACCAAGCUCCAGCCCCGUUACUAUUCUAUUUCUUCCUCGUCUCUGGUUCAGCCCAAGAAGAUCUCCAUCACUGCCGUCGUUGAGUCCCAGCAGAUUCCUGGCCGAGAUGAUCCUUUCCGUGGUGUUGCCACAAACUAUCUUUUUGCCCUAAAGCAAAAGCAGAACGGCGACCCCAACCCUGCACCUUUCGGUCAGAGCUACGAGCUUACAGGCCCCCGCAACAAGUAUGAUGGCAUCCACGUUCCUGUCCAUGUUCGCCACUCCAACUUCAAGCUUCCCUCGGACCCUGGUAAGCCUAUCAUCAUGAUCGGUCCUGGUACUGGUGUCGCUCCCUUCCGCGGAUUCGUUCAGGAGCGUGCUAAGCAAGCCCGUGAUGGUGUUGAGGUUGGAAAGACACUCUUAUUCUUUGGUUGCCGAAAGUCAACAGAGGAUUUCAUGUACCAGAAGGAGUGGCAGGAAUACAAGGAGGCUCUUGGCGAUAAGUUUGAGAUGAUCACCGCCUUUUCUCGAGAGGGCUCCAAGAAGGUUUAUGUCCAGCACCGACUUAAGGAGCGAUCCAAGGAGGUCAGCGACCUGCUCUCCCAGAAGGCUUAUUUCUAUGUCUGCGGUGAUGCAGCCCACAUGGCCCGUGAGGUCAAUACCGUCUUGGCACAAAUCAUUGCCGAGGGACGUGGGGUCUCUGAGGCCAAGGGCGAGGAGAUCGUGAAGAACAUGAGGUCAGCGAACCAAUACCAGGAGGAUGUUUGGUCAUAG